AUGAACCACUACUUAUAUAAGCAAAUCAAAUGUAAGAGACACUUUUCAUCCAAUUGGAGACACUUUCAAGAAGUUAACAAGGACAAGACACGUCUACUCCUGCAAGAUGGUGGAGAUAGCAAGUUGAGCAAACAAGCCAUGUCUCCUGAGCAACUGCAACUGCAACUGCAACUGCAACUGCAACAGCUUGACGGUAACACGGCUCCACGUUCAAGUGUCAUCAACAGCGAGCUCAACGAUGGUGUUAAAUUGGGUGAAGCAAAAAUCAUACCUGAGGGGUCUCGCAAGGAUGAGUUUUUAACUGAGAUAUUCGACAACUUAGAGCCGUACCUUGACACGUAUUCGGUGUUUUCCAAGCUAAAAGAGGCUGGAUUUACAGACUCGCAAUGUGAUUCAAUUAUUCAAUUACUUAUAUUCCAACUAAAUUCAAAGUUAUCAAAACUAUCCACUAUUUAUGCGCAAAAUUUUGAGUUGGAAAAUGAACAGUAUUUGUUUGAAAGUGCCAAGCAAGAGAUAAGAGUUGAUAUAACGAGGAGUCGAGAGCAGCACAUAAAUGAAUUAAUCACGUUGGUGAACAUCUUGGAGCGGGAUUUCCAUAUCAUAUCGGACGAAUUAAAUAACGAUUGUAUAAUGCUUAAGAAUGAUUCACAAGUUGCGAUACAUGAAGAAAAAUCUACCAACACCUUAAAUGUCAAGAAAUUGUUUCUACGGAUCCAGGAAACCAACCACAAGAUUACAACAGAGUUGGAUUCUGCAAUUAGAUCAGAGAUAGAGAGCUUGAGAUGGUACUUAUCUAGAUGGGGGUUGAUUACUUUGUUAGUAUCUUUGUUCCUAGCAAGUUUGAUAUUUUUUAGUAACAAAUUUAAGAUGGAAAAAGCAGAGGCAAAGAAGGAGUUCAUACCUUUGGUUAUACGCGAACCAAGCGAAUACGACGAAGAUGAUUAUCAUACAGACUUGGAUAAAUCAACUGUUGAAUAG
Messenger RNA from Lodderomyces oxycetoniae, 978 nucleotides. RefSeq lists its product as uncharacterized. NCBI's taxonomy places the organism in Eukaryota, Fungi, Ascomycota, Pichiomycetes, Serinales, Debaryomycetaceae. Gene Ontology annotation, cellular component: mitochondrion. Bases 1 to 978 code for a protein of 325 amino acids. The record is from RefSeq and is a predicted model, not a curated record. The transcript is spliced from 2 exons.